UCAUCCUUCGUGCACAUGCUCUCUGUUUUUCCAGCUUCUUCUUUUUUUCUCUUUGAUUCCUUACACACUGAUCACCGCAAUAUCAGGGUAGCCCUCUUUUGCCUGGCCACAGUGCAGAUCUUUGCUUUAUUCUUGAGGCCAAAGAAGGACCACAAGUACCGCUUGUAUUGGAAUAUCUACCACCAUGCCCUUGGAUACGCCAUACUUGUCCUUGGCAUUCUCAAUAUUUUUAAAGGUUAUGACAUCUUGCAACCUGCAAAGAACUGGAAAUCAGCUUACAUAAUUGUGAUCAUUGUAUUGGGUGCGAUAGCCUUCUUGUUGGAAGCGAUUACAUGGAUUGUAGUCUUGAAGAGGAAGUCUAGCAAUUCCACCAAGCACUAGAUGGAUUCAACAAUGAAGAAGGUAGGUAUUAGUUGCUCAUUUAGGUUCAAAUACAUUUGGUGCCGUUCUCUCAUGGCAGAUACUGAUUUUGUAAUAUCCUUCUCUUCUUGAUUGUGAUAUAACUUUCUCUUCCAAACUUUUGUUUGGUUUGUGUAUAACAGCUUGAUUUCUCUUGGAUAUCAUACACUUAAAGAUUGUUCAAUCUUUCAGCUA
Carya illinoinensis is the source of this 594-nucleotide messenger RNA. Its product is annotated as cytochrome b561 and DOMON domain-containing protein At3g25290-like. The coding region runs from base 16 to 381 and encodes 121 amino acids. The record is from RefSeq and is a predicted model, not a curated record. The transcript has 2 exons. Lineage: Eukaryota; Viridiplantae; Streptophyta; Magnoliopsida; Fagales; Juglandaceae.